CACAUGUGCUAUGUGUAAUGAACAGCGGUGCAAGUUCGAGUACCAUGGCUAAUAUAGCCGAACAGCGUAUUAAACGGGAAUUCAAAGAAGUCGUCAAGAGCGACGAGGUUGCGGCAUGCAAUAUAAAAGUUGAAUUACUCAACGAUAACUUCACAGAGCUCAGGGGUGAGAUUGCUGGGCCGCCAGACACUGCCUAUGAAGGAGGAAAAUUUAAAUUGGAAAUCAAAAUUCCUGAAACAUACCCCUUUAAUCCUCCUCAGGUGAAAUUUGUGACGAAAAUCUGGCAUCCAAACAUUAGUUCAGUAACUGGUGCUAUAUGUUUAGACAUCUUAAAAGAUCAAUGGGCAGCUGCAAUGACUCUGCGUACAGUGCUGUUGUCAUUACAAGCUCUGUUAGCUGCAGCCGAGCCUGAUGACCCCCAAGAUGCAGUUGUGGCCCAGCAGUAUAAAGAAAACAAUGCCAUUUUCCAGCGCACAGCAAGACACUGGACCACUGCUUAUGCAGGAGGCCCAAAAACAGAUAAAGAAUUAGAAGAUAAAGUCAUCAGUAUGAAAAACAUGGGAUUUGAUGAGCAUAAAGCCAGAGUGGCGCUGUCAACAAAAGACUGGGAUGUAACGCGAGCAGCCGAGUAUUUGAUCAGCUAACAGUGUUGUUUUAUUUAAUACAGUAAGAUACAAUGAAUUUAUCGCAUGUUCUAUGCCUGCCAUGUUUAAUCCCCCCCUGACACCGUCAAAUUUUUAUCCUUCUUGGUAUUUCUUCAAAAAUGUCUUUCUUUGUGUAUGCAAGCAUUGUGGGUGCAUCAAUGAAAUUUUCCUGAAGUGGUCACAUUAGUUGGGUUAUGUCCUCAGCUAUUGUCAUUUUUUUAUUAACUGAAAUUUACAUAGGAGUACUACUCUAUUAUUUUUCAACCGACCCAUUCCAUAAACUAUCGUAUAAUUAAUUCAUUUGAUAAUUAACAAUUACUUUAAAUGUAUAGACAGCUUAUGACCAGUUAAAUAGCACUCUUUUUGUUUUCAGUGAUUUUAACUUCCUGAUUAAACUGCUAGUUAAUCAUUUUGUGUUAAAAAGUUUUGUCAACAAUUUAGUUUUCCUAUCCAUCAACAUUCAUGUUUCAAAUGUAUUCUCACAGGCAUUUUUAUAAUAAGACAACCGCUAGUAAGGACUAGGCCUAUAUACCAAAUGAAAAAUCCAGUAGUUCUGUCAAUGUUUUAGAGCAAGUUUUUUACCUUUUUAGUUUUUGUUGUCAUUUAUUUUCUUUUUAAUUCAGUUUUUGACACAAUACUUUUGGACAUUCACUUGCCACUGAAAUGACACAAUUGGUAAUUUAUUCUCCUCUUGUCAUUCAGAUGACAUAAAUGGUUAUUUAUUCCACUUCCAUUAUUUGUCUAGGCCUCAAAGGCGAUUAUCAAAAUCAAAGAGUUUCCUCAUACCCAUCAAGUUAAAAAAAUUUCUUUUACAAGUCAUGUUUCAGACCUAGGUCUUCCUAAUUUAAGCCUCAGUCACUUCUUAAAUUUCCAUUGAAUAUACCAUUUACUUUCUUUAUUAUAGUUAAAAUGUCUUGUGUGAUUGUAAUUCACCAAACAUGAUUGGCCUGCUGAUAGUUUUUGACAAACUCUGUGCCCUCAGUGGCCAGGAGUUUUAUGAAGAAUCUGUGUUUCAGAUGCCAGGUUGGAUCUGUAAACAGAACCAGCACUAGGCUUGAUAUAGUGUUAUUGGGUACCUGGGUUGUCCUCACUAGGUUUGAUAUAGUGUUAUUGGGUACCUGGGUUGUCCUCACUAGGUUUGAUAUAGUGUUAUUGUGUACCUGGGUUGUCCUCACUAGGUUUGAUAUAGUGUUAUUGGGUACCUGGGUUGUCCUCACUAGGUUUGAUAUAGUGUUAUUGGGUACCUGGGUUGUCCUUACUAGGUUUGAUAUAGUGUUAUAAGUACCUGAGUUGUCCUCACUAGGUUUGAUAUAGUGUUAUUGGGUACCUGGGUUGUCCUCACUAGGUUUGAUAUAGUGUUAUUGGGUACCUGGGUUGUCCUCACUAGGUUUGAUAUAGUGUUAUUGGGUACCUGGGUUGUCCUUACUAGGUUUGAUAUAGUGUUAUUGGGUACCUGGGUUGUCUUAACUAGGUUUGAUAUAGUGUUAUUGGGUACCUGGGUUGUCAUCACUAGGUUUGAUAUAGUGUUAUUGGGUACCUGGGUUGUCCUAACUAGGUUUGAU
Messenger RNA from Physella acuta, 2206 nucleotides. RefSeq names its product ubiquitin-conjugating enzyme E2-22 kDa. Gene Ontology annotation, molecular function: protein binding. The record is from RefSeq and is a predicted model, not a curated record. NCBI's taxonomy places the organism in Eukaryota, Metazoa, Mollusca, Gastropoda, Physidae.